Carassius carassius (crucian carp) is the source of this 3028-nucleotide messenger RNA. RefSeq names its product p53-induced death domain protein 1 (gene pidd1). Gene Ontology annotation, molecular function: protein binding. Lineage: Eukaryota; Metazoa; Chordata; Actinopteri; Cypriniformes; Cyprinidae. The record is from RefSeq and is a predicted model, not a curated record. Gene Ontology annotation, biological process: apoptotic process; DNA damage response.
AUGGCCGCCCAGUCUAGACAUGUGACCCCACUGCGGUGCUGGAAAGAUGAAGACGGAGGUCCUCUUCAUUUUCCUCACUAUAUGUUGUUUGUAGGAGGAGCUGAAAAGAAAAAGAAAAACAGGAAUAGAUGUAGAGAGGAGGAUAAACAGGCAGGGGAGAAAGUGUGGCUGGCCACGUCUGAUAGAGAAAGAGAAGAAGGAGGACGUAUUGGUGGUUUUUCAGCUGAAAGAGGAGCGAUGAUGGGGACGGAAGUGGGUCUGGUUUUACCAGGUUUCGUUGGGAGCUCACAGUUGGAGGAAAGUCCACCGUAAGGACUCUCUCUUUCCUCUGACCACACGGACACCUGGACUCCGUCCAUCUGGUCGUCCUCUUCCUCCUCUCUGGCCUGUCUCUCUCCUCCUCUUCCUCCGUCACUGGGGCUGGAAGGCGUGCUGGCAGAGCAGCGGCUGGUUCUGGACGUGUAUCGUGGCGGAGGAGAGGUUCUCCCUGUGUUUUGGGAGUGUGCUCAGAGAGGCCUGCAGUACCUCAGACUGGGAUCAGAGGACGAGGGGGCGCUAAAGAGAGCACUGAGUGUGCUGCCCCGACUCACACAACUGCGCUCUCUGACUAUCAGAGGACACCGUUUCCAUGAUCCUCAGGGUGAGCCUCUCCCCGGGCUGCUCUCCUCUCUUCCUGACUCUGUCUCUUCUCUGUCUCUCCUCGUUCACCUUGAUCUCUCCUUCAACUGUCUCUCCUCUCUUCCUCCAUGUCUCCUGUCUCUCUCUCGUCUCUCUGAGCUGCUGCUGUGUCAUAAUCGGCUGAGGGGUCUGCCGGAGGGUCUGGGAGCGCUGGUGUCCCUGCGGCGCGUGAGUCUGCUGGGGAACAGGCUGGUGGAUCUGCCCCAGGGUGUGAGCCUCCUCUGCAGGCUGGAGGAGCUGGACGUGUCCUUCAACCAGCUGGAGAGACUUCCAGAUGAACUCGGCCAACUUAAGGACUUACAGAAACUAGAGCUGUCCAAUAACAGGCUCAGAGCACUGCCGGAGACUCUGGGGUCUCUCCACUCUCUGAGGAAGCUAGUACUCCAGAGUAAUGAUCUGAGGAGUGUUCCUGAAUGUUUGUGCUCCCUCCCACUGCUUGACAAACUGGACUUGAGGAACAACCCACUGGGUCGACCGCAAACACCCCCACGGAUCGCCCAUGUGACCCCAGUUAUGGAAGAAUCUGAGAUCCCAGAGCUGCACCUCGGAUUUCAUCAACACAGUUUUCAAGUAUCACCUGCUGGCUGUCACUUGUUCCUUCCUGGAGGGGCGGAGCUCUUGUUUCCACGGAGAUGCGUAAAUGCAGUAACACAUCUCCAGUGGGCAGAGAAGAGACCAGACAGGAAGUGGGUGUGGUUAGAGGAGCAUGACAUCCUGUUGAGUCAACAGCUGGAGCUCCGCCCACACGGAGCCACAUUUGAUAAGCUGGUAGAGGUGUGUAUCCCGUAUCACAAAGCACGGAAAGGUGAUGCUGCGGUUCGCAGGUUUGAUGGUCAGUCCUGGACGACACUACCCACCCUGACCAGAAGGGGAAGUGAGAAACACAGCUGCAGGCCGGGGGGACGUCCAGCGCGGUUGGCCUACUGCAGUGUGGCACAGUUCUCGUGGUUUGUGGCCGUCUCGCUUCCUUUCCUGGGCAGUUGCUCUGUGUCUCCAGACGGGGCGCUGCUGGCGUCUCAGUUUGACCCGGGGAUUAAACUCACUUUCCCUCCGGAGUGCACAACCGAGACACGUACGACACGAUCACAAUGCAGGUCUGUCCUGCAAGUGGCACUGUCUGAAGUGCAGGAACUGACCGGAGACCCUCAUGCGAGUGCCAGCCCACUGUUGAGUCUCUCUCAAACUCCCAGCAUGCACUUCAUUCAGCCAAUCAGAGUGCAGAUUCCUCUUCCACCUGGAGUGACUGGACACAUGGUGGACAUGUCCCGUUUGCACCUAAUGCACUGUGACCCUACGGCCCACACCUGGACUGACAUCACCGCUCAGGUGUCGCAUCAUGUCACGCAGAUCUACGUCGUUUUCUCCAAAAACUUCUCAUGGUACUGGUUGUGGUACACCACUCACAGGUGUGUUAGCGGGGUCGUCAGGAAGAUGUAUCACCGCUUGAAACAGUUGCGGGUUUGAUUUCUGGCACUACAGAGAAAAAAUGACCCAGAGCAAGUUUUGCUGCAGUGCCUGCCAUCGGACAGGGCUGAAAGCAGGUUGGUGUCUCUGUCGGAGCAGUAUGAAGGUCCUCAGCCGUCGGAGUUGUGCGUCCUGCUGGAGGGAGAGCAGUUUUUUGCCAGUUUUGAGAGAGGCAUUGACAUCAAUGCAGACCGUCCGGACUGUAAAGAUGGCAGACUUUCAUUCAACUUUUACUCUCACCUGAAGAACAUUAAAGAGGUGCACGUGUGCCCGACCCACCCACAGCAGGGCACAGUGAGAGGACAGGUGUCAUUUUACCGCGGUGAAGAGCCCAAUGAUCUUCCAGAGGAAGUGCGAGUAAGAAAAGGUCAUGACAACCAGUGGAUGGCGACGCUUCCUCUCCGGAUUUCUCCAUCUGGGACUCUGCAGGAGACGGUACACACUCAUACUCAUGCAUGCACGCUCACACUGGUGGACAGUGGUAGGCGGGACUUGGUGGAGGAAGUAGAGGACAUUGUGACUCUGGGGAAGAGGAAGUAUGAAGAAUCAUUAAAGAGAGUCGGACUAGAGACAGCAGCCAGCUCUGGAGACCCUCAGUCCAGCUGACACACGCUCACAUUGUGACAUAUAAACUCCCACCAGCAGCACUGCAGACCAACAGUGACACACACAGACAGAGAGACAGUACAGUCUCUGGGUCUCAGAGCAGCUGUCUGUCUGAAUGAUGUCUUCAUUAGAUGUUUGUCUCUCUCUCCUGUGCCUCUUCAGCUCACAGUGACCCGGAAGAUGUGAUUUAUUUGUAGUGAGACACAAUGCUGCACACGAGUCAUCCGUACUUGUUACAUGUUCUUAGUGUUUUAACCAAGAAACAAUUAAAAAAUAUUUU